Nannizzia gypsea CBS 118893 is the source of this 924-nucleotide messenger RNA. Its product is annotated as HPP family protein. NCBI's taxonomy places the organism in Eukaryota, Fungi, Ascomycota, Eurotiomycetes, Onygenales, Arthrodermataceae. The record is from RefSeq and is a predicted model, not a curated record. The transcript has 2 exons. The coding region runs from base 1 to 924 and encodes 307 amino acids.
AUGAACCUCAACAGCCUCCGGAGGAUAGAGAUCGAUAUCGAUAUCUUCCUCAACCGGUUUAUCCCCCAUCCGCGAUGGCACCGAUAUCCAUACCCUAUUGCCCACUUCCUCGGCCAUAGACGUGAAGCUGUGCCUAAGCUCGGGACGCUGGUAGUCAUAUUCUGGACGUUUGUUGGCGUUUUCUGCGGCCUGUUGACUAUUACUGCAUUAUCUCAACAUAUCCCUUCUUUCACACAACACGAAGCCCCUCUGGUAGUGGGCAGUUUUGGAGCUGCAGCCGUGCUUGCAUACUGUGCUAUAGAAUCACCACUCGCACAGCCCAGGAAUGCAGUGCUUGGUCACUUUCUUGCAGCAGUUGUCGGGGUGGGGAUAACAAAGCUGUUCGCCCUCCAUCCCCGUCAUGAGGAGCUCUACUGGAUAGCAGGCCCUCUGUGCUGUGCUUCUGCCACGCUGGUGAUGGCGCUUACAAAAACGGUCCACCCCCCAGCAGGCGCCACUGCUUUACUUGCAGCCGUUGACCCGAGGACGAGACACCUCGGCUGGUUCCUUCUGCCAGUCGUCCUUCUUGCCUGCACUAUCGUCCUUGUCACAGCUCUGAUCUUCAACAAUAUAGAACGACGCUUCCCGACGCAUUGGUGGACUCCUGUCAGCCUGAUUCCACCAAAGACGGCAGACCUAGAGUCCUCGACUUCCGAAGAGACCGUCCACCCUGAUCCGCCAGGCCAACGGCCCUCCUCCGAUGGCACUGAAAAGCAGCCUGGAGACUAUAUCACCAUCAGACCAGGACAGGUCGAGAUAUCAGGAUCCAUCUCCCUCACUGCCGCUGAACAUGACUUCCUCGAACGACUCAGUAGACGUAUCAUAGACAUAGAUGAGAAAGACGCUUCAACCGAAGAAAAAGCAGACGAACCCAAACAAAACUAG